Phytophthora infestans T30-4 is the source of this 6441-nucleotide messenger RNA. RefSeq lists its product as uncharacterized. The record is from RefSeq and is a predicted model, not a curated record. The transcript has a single exon. Lineage: Eukaryota; Oomycota; Peronosporomycetes; Peronosporales; Peronosporaceae. Bases 1 to 6441 code for a protein of 2146 amino acids. Gene Ontology annotation, molecular function: GTP binding; GTPase activity.
AUGCGCAUCAAGCUCGGUGCCAACAAGAAGCUCAUCAGCUCGGACUGUUUUCGUCUGUUGGGUUUGGUUCCGGAGAUGCAGAACGAUGCUGAAGUCAUGAAGCCUGUCCUGGAAGAAUUGGAGGUGAUGCGGUUGAGUUGGUCCCUUGGAAUGCUGUCGUCGGUGAAUGCGAAAGACUUUGAAAUGGAGAUGCUGGAUGCCCAAGAAUUCGACGACGACUUCGUGCUCUUCCUGCGUAAGGAGAUCUUUGGGACGGACGAGACGCACGAGGCAGGCGGUAUCAAGGUGGUAUCUCUAUUUGGGAAGCAAAAGGCGGUGAAGCAAGAGCUCGAGCGACGUGGAUGCUGGUCGGUCGACAUGGACAGCAACUUGAGGACAGAGGAUCAGGGAAUCUACUGCGUCGCUCAGCAGGACGACUGCACUGUGUUGGUGCUGUUUGGAUGGAUCCAAGACGAAAUGUUCUGCAAGUCCCGGCUGCGUGAUACAGCGACGUACGUGCUGCGUUUCCUGACGUGCUUGAGCCCCAACAUGGUGUGCUGCUUGUCGCCUGACGACGUCAAGCUCCUUGAUCGAGCCGUCGUUUCCAUGAACUCCAACAACUUGGACGCCUGGAGAUCCUUUUCGGUCGCGUUUCAUGUCGAGCGGCAGGAGGAGCAGAAGGAUGGCGUGCAUUGUGAAAAACUGGGGGAAUUGCUGCUACCAAUGAACUCUUCGCCCCAGAAGGCUCAGCUGCUAAAGGGAAGCUAUCCAGCGUAUUCCGUGGUGGAGCCAGCUCCAGCGACAAAAUGCAAAGAGAUGAGUAGCCAAAGAUUUGACAACGUCACGGAAUUCGCCAGUUGGCUGACACAUGAGUCGAAGCAACGCAAUCUGCGCCUCGAAAUUGAUAAUCGGGGCCCCAACCACUUCCGCAAUGUGUUGCUGCAUGUCACUGGCCGAUGGCCUGAGAGGGAGCUGAAGGAGGUUAAGGACUUGCUUGAUCGUAGUCUACAAGCUUCGGUCGAACAAUCCAUGGAGCGAGUUCAAGCGUACAUUGAGGAUCAUCGUGCAACAUUACUUAGCUACAUGGAGACUUUGUUUGACUUGGACGUGCUAUACAAGGGAGCAAAAGACGAAGCUGCUUUCGUGACUCUGAACAAAUACGUGCAGGACGUUCAGUCAGACCGCGGUAUCUGGAGCAAACUUGGCGCCUCGACACAAGUGACGUUAAACCUACCACUGCGUCUCAAGAACCAGAUGAAAGCGAUUACUUCGACGUUCCGCGAUCACCUCGCUAAUGGUCCUGAUAAAGAUGUAGCUGAGUCCCUCGCAACAUUCAUGCGAGAGUUCACAGUCUUCGAUACGAAGAUUGAGACUGACAGUGAUGGGCUCUUUGGACGAGCAUGGAAGAGGGUGUGGCCUAGAGAGCAAGAGUCUGAGUCUCUGUCGGAAAAGUUCCGUGAAUGCAUGGUGGCGCCGUUGAACGAGGCUCGACAAGCUUGGUUUCAGUCAAUUGAGACGGUCUUAGCUAUCGCCGACGGCGUUCUACUAAAGAGAUGGAGUGAGGAGACGCAGCAGUCCCUGGGUCAAUCGUGCCAAACCGAUGAAAAAACAAUCAUCUCGGAAGCUUUCACUAAUCUGCUUCAUGCUUGGCGUGGGCAACACGAAGGAGGUCUUAUGACUACAGUCCGUCCACGAGAGCGGCAGAUUACGAUUUUCUGCGACGUCGAGAAGGAGCAAUGGAAGCCUGCUACUGACCAGUUGAAGAUUUACAAGUUGGUUCAGAAAGACAACGGAGCGUUUAGUACCAUUGAACUGGGCACGCAUCGUCUAGAGCCAGGGGCGCAAAUUCUCAAAGCGUUCACUCUCAAAAACCACUGUGUCGUAUUGGUGACUACGUCUCCGAAAGGAACGUUGGUAGAACGCGUAGAUUUCCCUCUUCAGCGUUCUUGGUGGGGAGAUACAAUCGGGAAAGUUUCGUUUACACGCUGCUUCGGUCGACUGGCAUCGCUGUGUGACUUGAAUGUUCACGAGCGCCUCGUGGCGUUCGUGGAGGAAGGUGGAAGAGUGGUGCUCUACCGAUUCAACGAAACAUUCUCGUCGCUGGAAAUUUACAAGAGAGUUGAGUUGUCGCUACGAACGUCGUUGACGCUUCCCGUUGCCGAUAUCCUCCUGGUUGAUGGUUCGCUGUAUGCAACUGACACAAAUGGAUCGAUCCAGUCGGUGAAUCUGAAAAACCAGCAAACAUCUCGAGCAGUACAAAUCAUGCCGUCAGGACCUUGUGAACCGAGCCGUUCGCUGUUCGCUACGGCGGAUAACAUGGUACUGGGUUUUGUGGGGAAGUCUGCAGGCGAAGACUUGACCGAAGACGAUGGACGUGCCGAGUUAUUUGCCGUGGCCAGUGAGGAUUUGCGCAAAAUCCCUGUCGAUUAUACGGGAGAAAAGGUCCUCCGUUCAAAGGGUUUGUCACUUCAAAGUUUUGGUGACUUGCUGUUCGCAGUGAACGACAAGAAGAAGAAAGUUUGUGUGUGCCGUAUGGCAGUGACUGUGAGAAGCGAGUCGUUCCGAAUUCAGCACUCGAAAGAACACUCGGUCAACGGUAGCAAGACGGAGGUUGAUGGAGUGGAUGAUAACGAGGUGGAUCACUGGCUUCGAGCAUUCUACCACACGUACGAAAAGUUUCCAGUACGUGGCUUGAUUCGAGGCGUCGAUGACACCGGAGCAACGUUAAAGCUGUAUUUAACGUGCAAUGCUGCAAUGACGGAGUCGACUAGAGAGAACUGCCGAUACUUCUUCCAGGUCUUGAUGCGCGACUUGCGAAAACUAAACAAACCUCUGGCUGGAAUGGACUUCGCUCGAGAUUUGGAGUUCGUCUCGGAGUCGAAUCCUGGAUUGGGCGUGGCAACACAACCUAUUCGAACGUUUCUCCAGGAGCUGAUCACGUUCGUUCCGAUUCAAAUUUGUCGAGCUGAGGCAAACUCGCUAACGGUCAUGACGAAUGGCAAGGCGACGCCAAUGGACACCCAAGCGCAGAAUCUUCAAGCUGUUGACAUUGCACGCUCGAUCCGGUUCGGGCUGCUGUCGCCCUUGCUCGAGUCAUGGCAAGGGCGUUGUAUAGUGAUCACUUCGAUGGGGAAACAAUCGACAGGCAAGAGUUAUCUGCUAAACCACUUGACGGGAUCGUCCUUUGCAAUCGCCGGCGCUCGAUGCACUGACGGAGCGUGGAUGUCGAUCCGGAUCCUGCCAAAGAAUAUUCUUCUCGUGGUGCUUGACUUUGAGGGUCUCGGGUCUUUCGAGCGAACGGAACAAGAGGACGUUUUCCUGUCGGUACUCAACGCUUCCAUCUCGAUGUUCACCAUUUUCCGGAUGGAGAUGCGAUUCGAUAAGGAGAUCGACGACUUGUUUGCUCGUUUCCAGAAGGGGGUGGCGCUGAUCAAGGGUGACCCGACUCUCUUUCGAGGCAAACUGUACAUGUCGGUGAAGGACGUGAACCCGAACGAUCAAAAGGGGGUGCUGGACGAGUUUGUCGCCAAGUUUCAGAAAUUGGUUGGUGCGAACAAGGACAAUAACUUCCUGCUAGAUCUGUACUCUGGUCAACUGGAUAUCAACUGCUCUCCACCUCUGGGCACGAUUAACUAUUACCAGUCACUGAUGCACGCUCAGGAUUUUAUCGAGAGCUCCUUGUGUGGCAUUGAUACCGAGGGUUUCCGAAGCGGCAAGACGUUUUUAAACUGCAUCCGCUUGGUGCUAGCAAAGAUCGCGAUUUUGGAUUGGACGUCACUGGAUGAAGGUGCAAAGCAGUUUCAUCUGUCUGAGAUCAGCUCGAAGCUACCAGGACUUCUUAGAACUGGCUGCAUCAUUCCUCAGGAGUACGUAUCAAGGAAAGAAGACAUUGCUCCGUACUUGAAAGAAAACAUCGUGGUUGCUGGCACCGGCAAAGUGAUCGAUAUGGAUUUGGCGUCGAUGAUUGCCGAGUAUCCUGCUUUGGGUGAAAAGUGGAGAAGACUUAACGAGUUUGUCGAUCUUGAUUCGCUCCUAGACUGGGAGAUCGAUCUGAAAUUCGACUGCGGUUCCUCAAGUGACGAUACCAUUGCCCACGUUUAUGGUGCGAUUAAGCAGCUACUUCGCCUGUUCCUGCGGGCAAAUGCCAGGAUCCAGGGUGGAAAAGUAUCGCAAGAAAUUGUUGCCGACUUCGACGCAUUCUUGGCAUUCUUUGCGCGCCGUCGCAAGGCCCGAAUCUCGCUUUGGGUGAAGCAAAUGCUAGGAGGUCGGGUGCCUGACGAAUGGAAAGCUAUGGAGCAGCAAUUCCUGGGGAGGUUCCAAAUGCUCCUUACACGUUGUCAAAGUAAAUGUGACGAUUGCAGACUUGGGUGCAUGAAAGCUGCUGCGCACCCAGGAACGGAUCACCAUGAUUGUGGAGGUAACCACAUCUGUGCCGGUCGCUGCGAGUACUGCAAGAAUAGUGAAGGUGUCGGCAAAACCCCUUCAUGCGGCAACGAAUCUGGCCACGAGGGCAAAUGUGAAUGUCGUGAUGGGGAUCACACGUGCGGUCAAGAAUGUUGCAUGGCAAACUCGCCCAACUGCGGCAAGAAAUGCUCGUUGAAAAGGAGCCACACUGAUCUACACAAGUGCGACGUUCCAGUUCACACUUGUGGGGACGAAUGCUCGGCUCAAAACUGCUCUGGUCGCUGUGUUUUGAACGUGGAAGACCCUCAUACAGCCCACAAGUGCGUCGAAGUGCGUUGUAUGCAGAAGUGCGUUAUGGACGGCUGCAACGAAGUUUGUGGUACGACGGAUCAUUUCCACGGUGAAGUGGACGUUGCAGUGGUGUAUUCAGCGGAGAAUGACGAGAAAGGAUCGGACACUUUUGAUGCCGCCUCCGAAGCUCCAGUCGUUCACAUGUGUCAAAAUGGACACGAGUGUCAAGCCAUGUGUGAAGAGAAUGGAAUCUGUCGAGUGGAUGUGUUUCUCAAGCAAUCGUCCAAGACGUUCUCGGGUGCUCGUGGCAGUUUCCAGUUCACUUUCCAAGAGAUGAAUGGCUCUCGUAAGAAAUGCACAAAGUUGUUACCUCCGGGCCAAAAAAUGCACCACGGGGCACACACUUGCAUCUGUGAGCAGAGCGAGAAAGACGAUGAAGACAGGACUAUCCACUACUGCGAUGUCCGCUGUCCGUGCUGCAGCUACUUUUGCAAGAAGAAAUACGGACAUUUUGGCUCGCACACGACGGCGCACGGCAAUAUGCGCAACACUUACUUCUUGUCGGACGCAGAGGAAAUCGACAUUGAGGAGCGCAAGUACAAGGCGGGGGAGAUGGGAAUUGCGGAGAUGUGCAACUUGUACUGCUCCAAAAUGGGUCGUGAGCACGUGCACUACUUGGAUUGCGAGCAAGGCAGUAAAGCGAAUUGUGUAUACUCUGGAAGUUCAGCUGAUCAACGUCGUCACUGCACGCGAGCGUUGGAGCCGAAGCCGGAAAAAGAGACGGACGAAGUUCUUCAUGAGCAGUUCUGGAAGACGCUAGGGUGGGAAGAUCCGUGCACGUCCAAGAUGGAGCUGGAACUUUUUGGCAAGUGUGGAUACAAGUGUGACGCUCCCGAGCACGACGAGAAGCCUUCGUUCUGCGUUCUCCCAGCGUGGCACACACCAGAGUCCAAGCCUACUGGCUUUGAUGGGUUUACGUAUGUCAGCGGACACAAGUUCAAGUGCUCGCACGCUGCGAGUGGAGGCAAGAUGCAUCACGUUUUCGUUCUGGACUGCUCCGGUUCAAUGAACGGACAACCUUGGAAUGAUCUCAUGGCUGCGUGGAAGGAAUACGUGUACAAUCGUAUCGCGGAUGGAGCUACGUUGGACUUGGUUUCUGUAGUUACGUUUGACAACUCCGCUCAAAUCGUGUACGAGGCUCGGAGCAUCACGACGGUGACGAAUGCCAGGAUCCAGUAUCGCGGUGGAGGGACGAACUACGCUGCGGGCCUUCGUUCUGCUAACGAGGUUCUCUCCCGAGUGAAUUUCGACAUGUUCAAGCCAGCGAUUGUGUUUUUCAGUGAUGGACACCCUUGUGACCCGCUUCAGGGCGAAGAACUUGCCACGCACAUCAGAGGGUGUUACGAAAGGAACGGGUUGCAGGCUUUUGCAGUGGGGUUUGGAAGUAUUAAUCUGAAUAUGCUGGAGCGUGUUGCAGAAAAGCUGGGUGGAACGUAUCACCAUGUGCUUACAGGUAAUGAGCUAAAGGCGACAUUCUUCAGUAUCUCGGCCUCACUGAGCACUCGAGCGGGUCUGGCACUUGCGAAACCGGACCAUGAGCGGAACUGUGUCAUUUGUGGCCAAGACUUGGCAUCAGGGAACACGGUGAAGCUGGACGAAUGUGGCCACGAGCUCCACAAGGCUUGCUUGGGUGUUCUGGUGCGUAAUGCCCAGCAAGAUGGAGAACGAGCUCGGUGCCCGUCUUGCCGCCGCGAAAUUUCUACGUGA